GAGUCAAACAGACCUUUGAGGAUGACAAGAAUUGAAAGGCUUGAACAGUCAGCAUUCAAAAUGAUGAUUUAAGUUACAUUAAAAUAAAUAAGAUGAUCCUUUCUACCUACCAUACCAUCCAGUCAGUGUUUUGCUGUUGCUGUUCUGUUCAGAAACGUGCAGUGACAACUCAAGUGAGUUUAGAUGAUAAUGCUGAUCUCAUGGAUGGUUAUGCUUUGAAUGACCGCCAGGCAUCAUAUCCUUCAAAUAUUUACCGAGUGAACAGGUCAGUGGGGGUCCCAUCAAGAAGGAAACCUCCACCACCACCUCAGAGUGACGAUGAGGAGGGUGGGGAGGUCAGGGUGAUAGCGCUGUAUGAUUUCUGGGCCCGGGAACCUACUGACCUGAGUGUCAAGAGAUAUGAAGAAUAUGUUAUUCUCCAGAAACGUGACCCUCACUGGUGGAAAGCACGGGACAAACAUGGAAAUGAAGGAUUAAUUCCAAGCAACUAUGUGACUGAGAAGAAAUCUAAUAAUAUAGAGGCAUUUGAGUGGUAUUGUAAAAAUAUAACACGGACCAAAGCAGAACAGCUUCUUCGGCAAGAGGCUAAAGAAGGGGCUUUUAUUGUCAGAGACUCCAGCCAGCAAGGAAUUUACACAGUGUCUGUUUAUACCAAAGCUGGAGGUGAUCAAGAUGGAUCUGUCAGACACUACCACAUAAAACAGACGCAGACAUCAAAGAGACAGUACUACGUGGCAGAAAAACACCUAUUUGAUACCAUCCCUGAACUCAUCGAGUAUCAUGAGCACAAUGCAGCAGGCCUUGUCACAAGAUUUCGCUAUCCUGUUGGGCUAAUGGGAAGAUGCAUUCCUGCAACAGCUGGCUUCAGCUAUGAAAAAUGGGAGAUCAACACAUCUGAGUUGACUUUCAUGAAAGAGCUGGGCAGCGGACAGUUUGGGGUGGUGCGUCUAGGAAAAUGGAAAGCGACGCGUAAAGUAGCAAUCAAAACCAUUUCCGAAGGUUCAAUGUCAGAAGAGGAUUUUAUCGAGGAAGCUAAGGUCAUGAUGAGAUUAUCUCAUACUAAUUUAGUUCAACUUUAUGGAGUUUGCACACAAAAACAGCCAAUCUGUAUAGUUACUGAGUUCAUGGAAAAUGGAUGUCUGCUCAAUUAUCUGAGACAGAGGCAAGGCCGACUUCACAAAGAAGCCUUACUGGGUAUUUGUGAGGAUGUAUGCGAAGGGAUGGAGUACCUUGAGAGGAACCAUUUCAUUCAUCGGGAUUUGGCUGCAAGAAACUGCUUAGUGGGUGACAAGAAUGUUGUGAAAGUAUCUGAUUUUGGAAUGGCAAGAUAUGUCCUUGAUGAUGAAUACACCAGCUCAACAGGUUCCAAGUUUCCAGUCAAAUGGUCACCCCCUGAGGUCUUCCACUUUUCUAAAUUCAGCAGCAAAUCAGAUGUCUGGUCAUUUGGUGUUUUGAUGUGGGAAGUUUUUACUGAGGGUAGAAUGCCCUUUGAGAACAAAUCAAAUGCUGAGGUUGUCGAUGAGAUAUCUCGAGGAGAACGGCUCUACCGACCGUCACUUGCUUCACCCACGGUGUAUCAAAUCAUGUACAGCUGCUGGCAUGAGAAACCAGAUGGGCGCCCUAGUUUUCGUGAGUUGUUGCACUUAAUCAAUGAGGUCACAGUGAAUGGAUAUAAGUGAGCGACUUUUCCAUGUUCAAAAUCCUGGAUGUGGAGUGAUAGUGUGUUGAGGACAAUUAGAAAACAUUCUGUGCAGGUGUUUUGUCUAUUCAUGUUUACCAGGCAACAGAAUCCAACAAAAAAGGAUGUGCACCAAAUGUCCGGAAUGAUGUCCCUUUCUUCACUGCAUCAGAUUGCUCAGUAUUUAAGUGCAAUAUUAGACAAAGUUUCAAGAAAGGAUGUAGGGCAACAAUAUGACAAAAUGUAUGAGUUUUGUUCAUAAUACUGUAAAAAGUGUAGUGAAGGUUUGUGGCAAUCGUGGUUCAGGGAAUAUCUGUAAAUAAUAUUAAUAUUGGCAUUCUUAUUGUCACAUUUCUUUGUGCUGAUAUCAUGCAUUACAAUUAUUUAAAUAUAUGUUGCUGUGGUUAUGAAGGUGAUUAUUUAAAGUUAUCACAGCAACUAAACUUUAGUUUUAUUAAGGGUCAAAAUCUGUCACAUAUUCAAUAGAGGGUAUGCAGGUAAAGUUAAACUUUAUGAAGUUUAUUAAGUUUAACAAAAUUACCGUUAACUAUUUUAACUAUAAAAUCAUAAAUAAAAGAAGCAACGGAAAGCAUAGCAUUAAAAGUAAUACUGCAAAAUAUAUCAUUUGGUAAUGUAGGGUCAUUAGCUGUUCAGCCUUGCACUGUUCUGGGCAACAUAGAGGAAAGUAACGCAAUUAUAAGUAGUUAGCAGAAUCAACAGCAAUAAACUUUGUGCAGUGGGUCAUAGAGGAGCUUUCAAACAUUCAUUAUUUGAAAGGGAAUCUUUUAGACAAGGCAAUAAGUUGAACUGGGGUUAAUGCAUAAUAAUAUUAGUUUUUUUCUGUUCAAUGAUCUGUGAACAUUUUGGGGUUGAGGUGAACUUGUUCUACAUUUAUAGUCACAGGUAAUAAUCCAUCUUAACAGCUUCCCCACCUUUAUUAUGACAUAGUCUGUGAGCUUACACUGCUUUUUUAACCUCUGUAUCCAUUCUAGAACAAACCUUUGUAUUAUAAAUUUUUUGUACUUCUGUAUAUAAUUUACUUUGUCUGAGGUAUGUCUUCAGUGUGAUAUUUACAAUUUUGAAAGUUUAGAAAAACUGUAAGAAAUUCUAAAAAGAUUUUUAUUCUGUUAAAAAAAGUGUAGGUAAUGAAGGCUGGUCCUAAAUUAAUUUGUUCAAAUAAAUUUUGACAAUG
Carcharodon carcharias (great white shark) is the source of this 2870-nucleotide messenger RNA. It is a transcript of the gene txk, whose product is annotated as TXK tyrosine kinase. NCBI's taxonomy places the organism in Eukaryota, Metazoa, Chordata, Chondrichthyes, Lamniformes, Lamnidae. The transcript has 15 exons. Gene Ontology annotation, biological process: peptidyl-tyrosine autophosphorylation; adaptive immune response; B cell receptor signaling pathway. The record is from RefSeq and is a predicted model, not a curated record. Bases 93 to 1679 code for a protein of 528 amino acids. Gene Ontology annotation, molecular function: ATP binding; non-membrane spanning protein tyrosine kinase activity; protein binding.